GCCGAGCAGUUUAUUCAGAAAGGUGGUUUGAGUUACGUCCUCGAAUUGAUAUCGCUUCCAGAAUUUUCCAGCCAGUGUUGUGCGAUUCUCGAAAUCGCAAUAAUAGUGGAAAUAUACAAACUAAUGAAAGAGAACGCUGAGCUAACGUAUUUUCGUGAAAUGAAUUCGCUAGCAUCCGUACAGAUGCUUUUCAAAUCUCUCUCUGAAGUGACGGAUAAAUGUUGCCUCGCAUACAAAACAAAACUACCCGCAGAAAAGUUUCAAGAGCUCUGUGACAUAAACAAGGAGAGGGAAAUGCUUUCCUUAGUUGCCAAAACGACGGAAUACAUGAGGCCUUCAGUGCCAGUAAUAAAGCCUUUAUAUUCGGAUAAUAAAUUGGAAGACAAGAAGGAAGAUGACGUGGAAGUAUUGAAGAAUGUUCUGACGUUUUGGAAGUCGUGUGCUGGACUGUGUCUACACAGUCCAAUGUUUAGAGAAUACACUGUUAGCGAGGCGGUGUUCACUGAAAGCUAUGCUUUGCUGAAAGUUCUGCUUCAUGUGGUGUGUAAUAGUGAGCCGCCAGCUGUGGAAAGCAGACUGCUUAUCAAGAUCAUGGAAGCAUUAUUGACCGUCCAGUUUUCUGUCUCGGAUGCGACAUCAGGCCGCUCAAAAGAAACAAGCUGCUACGUAGUACGAAGCGCGCUCAGCGAACACGCGAGCGGAGCGGGCGCGUGGCCUGGCGCGGCGGGCGGGCUGCGGGCGCUGUGCGACGCGCUGAUUGGCGUAGCGGUGGCACGGCCUAGCGCGGCCAGACCGAACUUUACACCUUGCAAGGUGCCGUCACUAUCGUACGGGUCAUCCAGCACUUCUACUGAAUACUCCUCUAGUGAAGACAGUUUUUGUGGGCCCUACCUCGAGCCCAGCGAACUCAGUGAACCCCACGAGAGACCAGACGACGGGUAUGAGGCAGAUGUAGAGUUGGGAAAACUAGAAGCGACCAAGAUGUUCAAAUCACGAAAACUCUCUGACUCUUCUAUAUUCAGCUAUGUGUCAGGUGACAAAUGUAUAGAAGCGAUCAGCAAAGAAUGCCCAGAAUACAACAGGAACGGCGAGAUGACGCAUCCAGAGCUUUGUGUCAUCGUCGUCGAUAUACUUGCGCAGUUAAUAGAUAAGUUACUAGAAGAAGAAGACAACAAAGAGAAGGACGGCACUGGGGUCGGCUUUGCGGCGAGCGGCGAGGAGAUAGAACGCGUGUGCGGCAGCGUGGCGCGCGCUUGUGUCGCGCGGCUCGGCUGCGGCGCCGCUCCGCCGCGCCUGCUGCACCGCCUGCUGGCGCCGCGCGCGCCCGCCGCCAGGCUGCUGGCGCGCAGCACGGACACGCACGCCGAGCUGCAGCGCAGCAUCAUCGAGCUGAUCGUGGUGCUGGGCGCGCAGAGCAUGGAGGCGUGCGAGCUGGCGGCGCUGCUGCGGCUGGCGAGCGAGGAGCGCGCGGCGCUGGGCCCGCUCGUGCGCGCGCUGGCCCGCCUCGCCGCGCCGCACGCGCAGCACGCGCAGCACGCGCAGCCAGACUGCGAGCUGCAGCUCUACCACACUGGCGUGGAAGAACCAUUAUACGAAGAAGUUACAGGCGGAGCGGUCAACCAACAAGCUGAAACUUUUGCAAGACGCGUGCGUUACAGACAUAGGCGAGCUGGUAUAGUAUCCCCAUGGAGUGUGGGUGCAGUACGUUGCAGUCUGGAGACAGCGGGUUGGGCGCCCUGGCUGCAGGGGUUCGGUCUGCUCAUGUGGCUUGCCGUCACUCCGCAUAAAGAAGAAAAAGUCGAGUGGCAAGACGAUCCGCCCGAUCCGCCCAAAACGAAACACAAAGAGUCCAACGCUGUUCCCAAUGACCUUAUACAUGUGUUUAGUGUGGGACACGACUCGCUUGUGUUUGAAAUGUGGGUCAAUCCUAAUAAUGGCGAGCUAACAUUGAAACUAACUCGACCGGAGGACGAAGUGAACCGCGUGCUGAGCGCGGGCACGACGCGGUGCGCGCUGCCGCCGCGCUGGGCCUGCCUCGCGCUCGACGUGGCCGAGCGGCUCGACCGCCGGCACAUCUGCAUACAGGUUACAGUGUACAUAAACGGACGUGAAUGCGAAGUUUUAUCACUGCCACUACAAGGUAUCCUAGUCCGCAAAGUGACCCCCACCAACGUGGUGCUAGGCGAAGUCCGUACAACGGGGCGGGCUCGCGGCGGGCUGCGUGUGUCCAGCAUGCGGCUGUACCGCGCGCCCGUGCUGGCGCCGCCCGCCGCGCUGCAUCUCGCCGCGCACGGGCCUGACACGCCCUGCCAGCCCCGCUGUGAAUCAGCGAACUAUGCAUCCAUUAUCACACCGGAACUCUUAGAUAUGAAUAUUGAUUGGGAUCAGGUGUACGAGAUAUCAAGCAAUACAUUACGGGAGAUAAACGACAAUCUGCUGCUACUGUUUUCGGCAAAUGCACCGGAUAUAAUGAACUUGUACCAGCCCCCCGCAGCGACACCUACUGUUUUCGGCGGUCGCGCAGUGGGCGGUCGCGCGCUGUGCAGCAGCGGCGUGCCGGAGCCGCAGCGCUGCGUGUGGGCGGCGCGGCCUCGCUCGCUCGCCAACCACAACCUGCACAACGCGCUGCUCUCGCUCGGCGGGCCCGAGCUGCUGCUCUUCCUGUACGCACGGACGGUGGAAGCAGGUUGCAGCGCCGCAGAGCAAGCCCGCGCGCUGGGCUGCGCGCUGCGGGCGGGCGGCGAGGCGCGCCUGCACCCGGCCGCGCGCUCGCCCGACCACCUGCACAUGCUGCUGCCCGUGUUCGCCUGCCCUGCUGCUUGUCUUGGCGCUCAUCUCGUGCAGGUGAUAAUCCGUGAAGCGUGCGACCGUUCAGUAAUAGACGUGAGCGGUGGUACCGUGCGAGUGGACUGCGGCACUUCAGCCGUCAUACUGGAGCCGUGCCUGCUGCUGCUGCUGCUUCACGCCUCGCGGUACUUGGACGCGCAGCCGGAAAUACAAUGGGAAGAAAUCGACCUGAGCGCUGAGAACGAUCACGAAGACGAAGGCGUGGGUAAACGGCAGCGAGGCGAAGCGUCAAGUGGGUCAUCUUGGAGUUUAGCGUUAUCAGCAUUAGCUGCGUUGUUGAGACCAACGCAUCCAAGACGCAGCUUCAAUGCGUACCAGGCGGCUAGGGUGCCGCUACUUAACCAUUUGUUGCUGGCUUGUAAGGAACGCUUCCUGAACUCAGAUGCUUCGGCGCUGUCGGAGCGCAGCAGCAGCACGCUGGUGCGGCUGGUGCGCGCGCUGCUCGACGCGCCGCCGCUGCUCGCCAACAUCGCGCUCAUCGCCGACUUCCUGCUGCUCAUGCACCAGGCAAGCGAAACGUUCAUAACGCACUCGCGCGCGAACUUCUACUUCCUGGUGACGUCAGAGACGCCGGACAGCAGCGAGUUCAACCUGCUGCAGCUGCUCCGCAAGCGCAAGCAGCCCGUGCGCUGGCGCAGCCGCGACGCGAUCGACAAGUCCAGCUCGUCCAGCGCGUCCAACGACGACCGCGACACGGACGGCGAGAGGACCGAUCUGGACCACUCCAAGCAGAUCAAGUCCAUUGUCAACUCGAGGAUUAAGGAAAACCGGAGUAGUAUCUCCUCUACGUCAGAAUACUCAGAUGCCACUACAGCGGAGGUGGGUGGCAGUGACGGGGGAGGGGAAAGGAUUGAAAACGGAGACGCAGAUCCUCUGAAGGAGUACGUUGUUAUCGAUUCUGAGGAAGUCGGACAGACCAACGUUGACAUGUACGCGGAUAGCUUGUAUCAACAGCGUUCAGUCCGCGCAGGCGCAGAGCCGGGUUGGAGCGCGUGUUCAGGGCUGCUGCUGUUGCUGCGCGACACCGUGCUGCAACUGCCGCAACAUUUGUUGCCACAGGCGAUAGGCGGCGCGAUCCAGCCGGAACAAGUGGCAGUGCUCGCGAACCACCGCAGUGCGCACGUGCGCGCGGGCGUAGUGCGCGUGGCGGCCGCGCUGCAGCGCCGCCUGCCCGCCGCCACACAGCACCUCUACGUGCACCUUGCUAACCAGAUCUCUAUGUACGAGGGCUCUUGGGAGUUAGCAGAGGCGUGUACCGCGCUGCUCACAGGACAAGACUUGCCACUUGAAGACCAAAUUGAUGAAGAAGUAUGGUCCCACGUGGACGAAACCUGGUGUCCCCGUUCAGCCCCACUACUGGGCGUGUUGCCGGCCUGCCUCGCGGACGUGCCACUAGCACACAAUAUUAUUGCUGUACUGCGCAGACUUGUUGAUAAGUCAACAGUGAAAGCGCUAUACGAAGUGGCGCUCACAGAAGUGGUGGUGCGUUGUAUCAGCGCGGUGGGGGGGAGUGGUGGGAGUGGGAUAGCUGGUGGGGAGGGGAGGGAGCUGCUGCUGGAGGACCUGCAGGAUCUGCUCGUCAGGUUCGCAUUGAGAGUGCUUGCGGGGAACCAUAGCACGCAGAUAAUAGUAGACAUGCACCACCUCCUAAGUUACAUAGAGCGUGGUGGCAACGGGGACUCCGUGCCCACGACCGUGCAAGAGGAGGGCGAAGGCCCAAGCGAAGAGGGCGUAGCGCAAGCUGCCAGGAAUGCACAGGUGGCGCUAUAUAUCGCCCAGUUGGAUCAUUUGGAAGCCAGGUUGCAUCAGAUCCAUGUUAGUGCGGCUGAUAAGAUCGCUGGGUAUUUUAGUAAUGUGUUAUCGUCAUCAACGGAGCGUGGUGAGCGCGGUGAGGUAGCGUCCCGGCACGGCGCGGUGGUGUCCCGCGCGGCCGCCUUCCUGCUGGCGAGGUCGCCGCGCAAGCCGCUCGCGCGGGAGGACGCGCUGCUGUUCCGCCUGCUCGACACGCUGCUGCUCGGUGUGAACGGGGGCGGCGGGCGGGCGCGCUGGCGCUGGGGCGGCGGUGCGGAGUGGGCGGCGCUGCUGGGCGAGGUGUUCUGGUGGGCGGCCAGCCCCGCGCCCGGCGUGCGCGCGCUGCAGCCGCGCCUGCUGCGGGCGCUCUACUGCGCGCCGCCCAGCGUCAGGGACGCGCUCGCGCCCAAAGAUCCUUCGCACAUGCGUAAGCUGUCCGUGUACCUGCUGACAAUGAUCCGGCACAUCCACCUGGCCGCAGAGGGCGCGCAGGCGGAGCCGCUGGAGCUGGCCAUCACGGACUGGGCGCGCGACUGGGCCGUGGGCUCGCAGGCCGAGCUGGCGGAGCGCCCGCUGCCGGCGGAGGCCGAGCGCCUGCUGCGCGCCGACGAGCUGCGCUGGGCGCGCGCGCACGGGCCCGGCGCGCACGCCGCGCACCUUGCUAAGGCAGUGUUCAGUCGUUCAACACUCGCUACCCGCGUGUGCGAGACAGCAAUGGCGGCGACACGGCGUGUAGUCGACGCGCAGAACGCUGAGCGCAAAGCGUUCCUCGACCACCUGCGGGAUACACACGCCCGCAUGGCGCGUGCGCACACGCGGUGGGCACGCACCAUCGAUGCGCAUACUCAUGAGCGAGGCGUGUGGCACCGCGCGCGCGGCUACCCGCAGGCGUGGGCGCUGGACGGCGCGGAGGGGCCGGGCCGCGUGCGGCUGCGGCUGCGGCGCGCGCACCUGCGCCUGCCGCCCGACAAGCUGCAGCCCGCGCACCGAUACAAGUCCGAGAACGCCAAGUACCCGCCCCCGCUGCAGUCGGUGCUGGGCGGCGGCACGUGGCGCGGCGCGCGGCUGCAGCGCGGCGAGGCGGUGGCGCACAUGGCGCGCGCGCUGCGCGUGGGCGUGGCGGCCGAGGAGGGGGGCGAGCUGCUGCUCACCGACCGCGCCAUCCACUUCGUGCCCGACGCGGGCGACGGCCUCGCCUGGCCCGCGCACAGCGUGUACGCCGCCGCCACGCGCCGCUGGUGCCUGCAGGAGCGCGCCGUCGAGGUGUUUGUCCGACCGUCUCACGCAUACCUCCUCGCGUUCGAGACGCCGGCCGACCGCACCGCGUUCCUCACGCAACUGGCAAGGUUACACCCGCACAUCAAAACUGAACCCGAAAGCCUAACAGAAGCGAUGAACCAAUGGCGCAACGGACAAAUCACAAACUGGGAGUACCUCAUGAUCCUCAACGGUCUCGCGGGUCGCUCCUACAACGACCUGAUGCAGUACCCGGUGAUGCCCUUCGUGCUCGCGGACUACACGUCCAAGAUCCUGGACCUUACGGACCCGGCGUCCUUCCGGGACCUGAGCAAGCCCAUGGCGGUGCAGAAUAAAAAUAGGGAACAGCACUAUAUCAAUACGUAUAAUGACCUUAAAGCAGCGCGUCGUACAGGUUGCAGUCCGCUACUAUCGCGACAGCCGCACCACUACGCAUCACUUUACUCAAACUCAGGCGGUGUACUUCACUAUUUAGUGAGAGUGCCGCCCUUUACGGAACAGUUCCUUAAUUAUCAAGACAACAACUUCGACAUGCCGGACCGCACGUUCCACUCGCUGGCGACCACGUGGCGGCUCAUCACCAACGACUCGCCGACCGACGUCAAGGAGCUCAUACCGGAGCUGUACUAUCUGCCCGAGCUGUUUUAUAAUAACGAAGGGCUGGAGCUGGGCGUGCGGCAGUGCGGGCUGCGCGUGGACAGCGUGCAGCUGCCGCGCUGGGCGGCGGACGCGCGGCUGUUCACGCUGCUGCACCGCCAGGCGCUGGAGGCGCCGCUCGUGGCGGAGCGCCUGCCGCACUGGCUCGACCUCGUGUUCGGCUACAAGCAGACCGGCCAGCCCGCCGUCGACGCGCUCAACGUGUUCCCGGCCUGCACAUACUACGGGUUCGACCCGGCGGCGCUCGAGGACGAGGUGGACCGCACGGCGGCAGAAGCAAUGGUGCGCACGUACGGGCAGGCGCCGCGCCAGCUGCUGCGCGCGCCGCACCCGCACCGCGCGCCCGACCUCGCGCCCGCGCACCACACGCAGCUGGGCACGUCGGUGUACGCGGGCGCGGUGGGCGUGCGCUGGGGGCGCUACUGCGGGUCGCCGGCGCGGCCGCCCGCGCGCGUGGCGCUGCGCCGCACGCACGCGUCUGCGCACGCGCUGCUGGCCCUGCCCAACGCGCGGGCUGUGGCCGUCUGCGCGCAACAUUCUGCGCUCAUGCCUGUGCACGAUGAACCGAUAGCGACUGGAUCGGGCGCAGCAGGGGCAAAGGGAGCAAAUACAACAUCCAACGCAACGAGUCCCAGCGUAGGACUGGUGACGUGGGGGCACGGAGACGGAGCAGUCAGACUGCGACGACGACGAGAUCUGCCCCCGGAUAUACUGUUCCAAACACCUCCAACUGAACAGAUAAGGUGCGUGUGCACGUGGCAGGCGGGGCGCUGGGGGCUGGCGCUGGGGCUGGCGGGCGGCGGCGUGGCGGUGCUGCGCGCCGAGAGCCGCGCGGGCGUGCUGCGCGUGCGCACGCGCCGCCUGCACGCGCACUGCGCGCCGCUCGCGCACGUGGCCGCCGCGCCGCCCGCCUCGCUGCUCGCCACCGCCAGCACCGAUGGCCUCAUCGUGCUAUGGGAUCUGCACGAAUUGACAUACAUCCGAACGCUACCUAACCGAGACAUGUUACGCGUGAGCCUAGUGGCCAUCAGCCCCACACUGAGCGACGUGGCGAGUGUGCACGAGCCGCACUCGCACACAGACAACACGCACGCACACAGUGACGUGCUCAACACGCACGCACACAGCGAUGUGCGUAACAACGGACACACGGACGCACACGCAGACACGCCCGCAGACAGCGACGCACUUGACUAUGAAAACGAUGACACGUAUAAAUACAAGUCGUUGAUACGGGUGCACACUGUUAAUGGACGGUUUGUUGGCAGCGUAAAAGUAGCGGAGACAGUGCGGUGCGUGACGUACUCGGGCUGCGCGGAGGGCACGAGCGUGAACUGCGUGGGCGUGGGCCUGCGCUCGGGCGGCGUGCGGCUGUACUCCGCGUGGGACCUGCGCCCACUGGCCCACCUGCCGCCGCCGCACCCCGCGCCCGCACCCGCACCGCCCCUCACCCCCGCCACACCCGCAACCAACGAAGACACGCCCCGGGACACUCUAUGCAUAACAUACAGCCACGACAACGAGAUCCUAUUCGCUAGCUACGCGGACGGCACGGUGGCCGCGUGGGAGAGCACCGAGCCCGCCGCGAGACCCGCGCCUCUGCGCAUACUGCCUGCGCAUGCGCUGCUUUAAUACACACACACACACACAGACACACAAAUAAAUACACAGAACUCACUCACUCACCAAAACACAACACUAUAACUCUACCACACACCCACAAACAGACAAAUACACAAACACACAGAACUCACACACUCACUAAAACAUAACACUAUAAAUCCACCACACAUACCACCUACACUUACAGCACCAAAACAAACUUCUCUCCCCCUAUCUAUCCCCAACCGUUUCUAUAAUUAAUAAUUUACGAUUUUCUCAAAGUAAUGGGAUACAAUACACUAAUGCCUAUAAUAAACACAAUUGAAAUCAUUUUACAUAUUGACACAACAUUUUGAAUUCAACACAAUGUGGUCUCACAUACAUAUAGAAACAAAAAAUGGCAGCUUUAUGACAUGAGCAGAACAAAAUAAAAUAUUAUGUACAUCAUAGAUGCCAAAUGUGAAGAAAUUUUAUUAUUUUAACAAAUGAUAUUAAACCAGUCGACUCAUCGGAUGUAUAUGUAAGUUAGAAUGGAUGCUUAGAUAUAAGAUACUCUAAUUCCUUGCCUAUGUAUAAAAGCAAUAAGCGUAUGGAGUCUUCCUGAAAACAUAUUUAUGUAUAAUAAUUUAUAAUGAAUAAUAGAUUAAAGUUUUAUUGUGAAUCUGUACAUAAUUUAGAUUAAAUUUUAUAUUUUAAUACAGAGGCAUUAAUAUACGUAAAAUGAAGUAAUUUUAGAACAUUCCACUAUUUUAUUGCUCAAUAAAAUCAUUAUAAUGUUUUAAAAAAUUCAGUAUUUACAAGACACAAUGUAGAUUAUUUUUAGAAAAAAGUUCCGUAUAUUGAAAUGAAUUGUUUUGUAGUAAUUUACAUCCUUAAAUUUAAAUUAUAUUGUAUACUUUAAUAAAUGAUAAUUACUCCUAAAAUUAUUGUCUAAAAGACUUUGUAACUGGCAGCAAUAUAAGUGUGCUAUGUAUAUCAUUAAGGUUGUUUACAGUUGGAAUGAUUGUUAAAGAUAAAUAAAAACGUGAAAAUAA
Colias croceus (clouded yellow) is the source of this 9188-nucleotide messenger RNA. Its product is annotated as lysosomal-trafficking regulator. Bases 124 to 8184 code for a protein of 2686 amino acids. Gene Ontology annotation, biological process: intracellular protein localization. The transcript has 47 exons. Gene Ontology annotation, cellular component: cytosol; membrane. The record is from RefSeq and is a predicted model, not a curated record. Gene Ontology annotation, molecular function: protein kinase binding. Lineage: Eukaryota; Metazoa; Arthropoda; Insecta; Lepidoptera; Pieridae.